This is a messenger RNA of Cylicostephanus goldi, 781 nucleotides long. The record is from the annotation of a GenBank genome assembly. NCBI's taxonomy places the organism in Eukaryota, Metazoa, Nematoda, Chromadorea, Rhabditida, Strongylidae.
CUUGGUUCAUUCUCGCCCCGUUUUGCCUAUUCUGUACUGAAGUUGACGACGAUAAUUUUUUUUGUUCUAGGCUCGUGAACAUCCGGACAUCCGCGAGCGUUUGGAUUCGACCAUCAGACGUAAGGCAGAACUCGAGAACUUAGCUCAACUCCGAAAGCAACGUCUUAUUGACGCCCUUUCGCUUUACAAGCUCUAUGCCGAUGCAGACUCGGUUGAAGCUUGGAUUGAUGAGAAGGGAAAACUGCUCGCUACGCUGGUUCCAGGAAAAGACCUUGAGGAAGUUGAGAUCAUGAAACAUCGGUUCGAGACCCUUGAGCAAGACAUGAAGAAUCAGGAGGCGAAGGUUGGCACCGUCAACGAACUUGCCCGCCAGCUGCUCCAUGUAGAACAUCCCAACUCUGACGACAUCCUUCAACGACAGAACAAACUCAACGCUCGUUGGGCUCAACUUCGUGAUAUGGUCGACCAAAAGAGAGCUGAACUCGACCGUGCUCACCGUCUCGAGACCUUCAGAAUCGACUGCCAAGAAACUGUCACCUGGAUUGAGGACAAGACUCGUGUGCUUGAGGACUCUGAUGCUCUUACCAAUGAUCUCAGCGGAGUUAUGAAACUCCAAAGGAGGCUUUCAAUGAUGGAACGUGAUCUCGGCGCCAUCCAAGCCAAGCUAGAUGCUCUCCAUAAGGAAGCGGAUUCCAUCGAGCGCGAGCGUCCUCAAGAAGCUCAAGCGAUCCGUGAGGAUAUCAAGCGAAUCCAUCAUGUAAGAUCAGCUUUUACUCUGAAU